Microbotryum saponariae is the source of this 3584-nucleotide messenger RNA. The record is from the annotation of a GenBank genome assembly. Lineage: Eukaryota; Fungi; Basidiomycota; Microbotryomycetes; Microbotryales; Microbotryaceae.
AUGUCGUCUACAGCCCAACAGAUCAACCAGAUCGCAAAUGAAUACAACUCGAAGCUCAACAAGGUUGCGUAAGUUGGCUCCGCCCUGGCGAGUUUGCAUUGGGUGUCGUGGAUACCCGGCAGCGUUCUUACACCAAGUGUGAUUUCCCUCUCAUCUCGAAUUCAUACUUUUGCACGUUUCUGCCACUCCAGUCCCAAAGCCGUGGGCAUCCAGUUGGCUUUGAUGGCCGCGCUCGGGCUCACCGCCAUCGUCUCCUUUUCGAUCCUUCGACCCAACAACUCGGUCGUCUACCAACCCAAAGUCAAAUACUCGGAGGAUGAGAAGCGACCUCCCAAGUUGGGCAAGGGUCUUACAAGUUGGUACGUUUAUCACUUCUAGGCUGAACUGCGACAGCGGGGUUGGCGAAACCUCAUUCAUGUGACUUGCUACCUGAUAGGGUUGGACCUACGUUCAGAACCGACGAGCAGCAACUUUUGACCACGAUUGGUUUGGAUGCCGUAACAUAUCUGAGGUUUCUGAAAAUGUGCCGCAAUGCGUGAGUGCUCCGUUCAAGACGAGCUUCGCGAGAGAAAAGCCGUUGAUGUCGUGCUGCCACGGUACACUCAUGCAGUCUUCUCGUCACCGCUGCAUUGACUUGCGCCGUCCUGAUCCCGCUCGACGUCAUCUACAACUUGCGCAACGUGACGUCUAAGAACCGCAACUCCCUGCUCAUCCUGACCAUCUCGAAAGUGCGCGGCUCAUGGCUCUGGGCCCAUGUAACCAUGACCUACGUCCUCACCGCCGUCGUCUUCUACUUCAUCUGGGUCAACUACGACCAGAUGGUCAAGAUGCGUUGGCAAUGGUUCCGAUCCGACGAGUACCAAAACACCCUCCACGCGCGAUCGAUCAUGGUCACCCAGAUCCAGAAACGCGAUCGGUCCGAUGAAGGCCUGUUCAACCUCUUGCGAACUCUCCAAAUCCCGUACCCUACGACCGCCGUUCACAUCGGUCGCAAAGUCGGCACUCUGCCCGAAUUGAUCCAACGACACAAUGAUGCCGUACGCGCACUCGAAGGCGUGUUGACGAGCUACUUCAAGGACCCGAAUCGAAUAGCGACGAACCGACCGACUAUGAGGGUCGGUGGAUGGAUGGGCAUGGGUGGCAAGAAGGUCGACUCGAUAGAUUACUUGACGCAGAAGAUCCAACGCUUCGACGAGAGAAUCGAGGUGACGCGACAAGGAAUCACUGGCGCCAAGCCCGAGAAUUAUGGUUUCGCCUCGUUUGAAACUGUUCCGUACGCACACCUCGUAACGAAAAAGCUCGAAGGCAAGAAGAAGGGUGAUGCACGCUGGGAUCUCGCCCCUUCGCCGCAAGACAUCAUCUGGGACAAUCUGACGAUGCACGACAACUCGCGGCGCAAGAACAAGUUUUUCGGUGCCAUCUUGCUCGUCGUCUUUUGCAUCUUCUACCUCAUACCCUUGGCCGCGGCUUCGUUGUUGGCCAAUUUGGCUUCCCUGAUCGCCUACGUCAAGUUCAUCCGUGACUGGCAAAAUAAUUACCCUACAUUGUUCGCCGCAUUCGUCGGAGUGGUGCCCUCCCUCCUCACGGCUUUGUUACAGUUGUUGCUUCCCGUGGUCAUCCGUGCGAUCGCUUCGAUGCAAGGAGCUAUAACCCACUCGCGUGCAGAUCGAGUCGUCACGGCGAGGUACUCAGCGUUCGUCAUCAUCUCGCAAUUUGUCAUCUUCACGUUGCUCGGUGUCGUGGUUCAAGUCGCGAUGAAACUUUAUGUCGAGAUUGACGCCCACUCGUCGGCCUCCGAGAUUUGGAAUUACCUCAAGACGGUUCCUGAUACACUGUUAGUAGCCUGCGCACCGGUCAGGAAGCUGAAGAAUAUUGCCAAUGACUGAUACGAACUCCUCUCUUCCAGUCAAAAUACGUACAUCAUCCAAAGUUCUUAUUGGCUUACCGUCUUCCCACUUCGAGGAGCGUCGGCGCUGUUCGAUCUUGCGCAAUUGAUCGCACUGCUUUACGUUUGGAUCCGCACGCGACUAUUCGGUCGCACGCCUCGCGAGAUCCGUGAAUGGACCAAGCCGCCAGAAUUUGAUUACCCGGUCUACUACUCAAACCACCUGCUCAUGGUCGCCGUCGCGCUCGUCUAUGCACCCAUCGCUCCUCUCGUCCCUCUAUUCGGAUGCUUCGCUUUCGCAGUGUCUUACUGGGUCUACAAGUAUCAGCUGAUGUACGUCAACACGACCCGCGUCGAGACGGGAGGUCGAUUGUGGAACGUCUGCAUCAAUCGUGUCUUGGUGUGCGUGGUCCUCAUGCAUGCCUUGAUGGCCGUUACGAUGGGCUUGACGUCGAACUGGUACCACUCGAUCUCGAUCGCGCCCCCCUUCAUCGGCGUCUUUGUCUUCAAAUUCUUCCUCGAUCGACAGUUCAGCGACCGUUUCCGUUGGUAUGUGCCCUCGCAGACCGAGUUGGCCGAAUUGAGGAUUCAUCACGCCGACGCGAGGAAGAACCGCCUCGAGCGUCGCUUCGGUCACCCGUCCAUGUUCGACCCGCUCUUCACCCCGAUGCUGCACAAAAAGAUCCAGCACCUGCUGCCGACGAUCUAUCAUGGCCGGAUCGAUCAAACCCGCGGUACACUCGAAGGCAAGAAGGUCGAACAGAACAAGAUCGGCGGUCUCACGUUCGACUUGCUCGAGGAGAGUCAGUUAGCUUUCGAUCGCAACGCAUACUUGCAUCAGCGCGACGAGGAUGCGAUGACCAUUUCUUCCGCGACCCAAUUGCAAGCCAGUCCUGGCACCGGUCCGGGAAUGGGACCUGGUGCGGCGGGCCGAUACGUCGAUGGCGGCGAUUACUUCAACACGCGAAGGGAACAAUACCUUCAACACGGGGCGAGCAAGAAUGGAAGUCCUCUCGGUACUCCGAUCGAUGAUAUGGACGUACCGAAUGAGUUGUCGAGGAUGCCGACGGGAGGCACGAUGGGCCCCAACUCGUCGACCGAUCAGCUGAUCCAGUACCCUCCCUCUUACGCGGUCAAUUCGUUCGGCUCUCAACCGGGUGGAAGUAUGUCUAGGUACGCCGGACAUCAACCCACGUCCUCAGUAGGAUCAACGGCGAAGUACCCCUCCGUCGCGCCGAGUGAUCAUGAAGAAGAGUACCUGCACGAACAGCAACAACAACAGAGGAGAAUGAGCGCCAUGGACUUUGGCGUCCCUCUUCCCUCCUCCCCCCACGCCAACUACUCCGCCGUCUCUCGAUCUCGUACACCCUCACCCGGACCUGAUCAAGCUUAUCGGGCUGCAAGGGACUCGAGAGCCUCGUUCGAAGGCGCAUUCGGGAACAGCCUCCCCUCUCGUCAUGCCGGAAGUCAACAACCCCCGAUGCACAACAUCCGCCAAGGCAGUCUCCCACCCGGUCCUUCACCCAGGGGUUUACCGAUGGGUGCCGCACCUCCUCGACCCAUUGGACCGGCCACUUCCCCUCCUUUCAUCCCUCAUCCGCCGAUGGCGAACUCUUUGUCUCCUUUCGCGGCUUUCAGCCCUCGACCAACGGGUAAUGGCUCGCCGCGAGGAUACGAGGAGCCUUUCGAUCGUCGAUAG